UCUUGCCAGAUAUUUGUAGAGCUCAGUCACUACGAGACUCAUGGAGUCGACCUUCAAUAUCGGACACCUUCUCCAUCUCCUCUUGCUAGUCCUUCUUUUGACCUUUUCUCCCGUUUCUGAAUCAAACCAGUUUUGUGAUGCUGGGGCUGGGUAUGGGGAACCGGCAUGUGGGAUUUCGUCGUCGUCAUCCCCGUCGAAGAUAUUAAUAAAGGGGGGAACUGUUGUGAAUGCUCAUAAACAAGAGGUUGCUGAUGUUUAUGUGGAGGAUGGGAUCAUUGUUGCUGUGAAGCCCAACAUCAAGGUUGGCGAUCAUGUUACUGUGCUUGACGCCACUGGAAAGUUUGUCAUGCCAGGUGGAAUUGAUCCUCACACACACCUAUCUUUUGAGUUUAUGAGUACUGAGACAGUAGAUGACUUCUUCAGUGGUCAGGCUGCAGCAUUAGCUGGUGGAACGACAAUGCACAUUGACUUUGUUAUACCAGUUGAUGGGAGUUUAACAGCAGGUUUUGAAGCCUAUGAGAAAAAGGCAAAGAAAUCUUGCAUGGAUUAUGGUUUCCAUAUGGCAGUUACAAAAUGGGAUGAAGUUGUUUCAAAAGAAAUGGAAAUCAUGGUUAAGGAGAAAGGUAUAAACUCUUUCAAGUUCUUCUUGGCCUACAAGGGGGCACUUAUGAUUAAUGAUGAGCUUCUAUUAGAAGGAUUUAAAAAGUGCAAGUCCCUUGGUGCUUUAGCUAUGGUCCAUGCAGAAAAUGGAGAUGCUGUGUACGAAGGACAGAAAAGAAUGAUAGAACUUGGAAUUACUGGUCCAGGGGGACAUGCUCUUUCAAGACCGGCGUUGCUGGAAGGAGAGGCAACAUCUCGAGCAAUCCGUUUGGCAGGUUUUGUGAAUACUCCUCUCUAUGUAGUUCAUGUAAUGAGCAUCGAUGCUGUGGAGGAAAUAGCUAGAGCUCGGAAAAAAGGUCAGAGGGUUAUUGGAGAGCCAGUAGCUGCUGGGUUAGCCCUUGAUGAUUCUGGGAUUUGGGAUCCUGACUUCGUCACUGCAGCAAAGUAUGUCAUGAGUCCUCCUAUUAGAGCAUCUGGACAUGACAAGGCCCUCCAAGCUGCCCUUUCAACAGGAGUUCUGCAGCUUGUUGGCACGGAUCAUUGUUCCUUUAAUUCUACACAGAAAGCUCUAGGGAUCGAUGAUUUCCGGAAAAUUCCAAAUGGUGUCAAUGGUAUUGAGGAGAGAAUGCAUUUGGUAUGGGAUAUAAUGGUGGAAUCUGGCCAAAUUUCUGUCACUGAUUACGUUCGGGUAACAAGCACAGAAUGUGCUAGAAUCUUUAAUAUUUAUCCAAGAAAAGGAGCAAUUUCUCCUGGAUCUGAUGCAGAUAUAAUCAUACUCAACCCAAACGCAACUGUUGAAAUAACUGCAAAGUCCCACCAUGCUAGAUCAGAUACAAAUGUUUAUGAAGGAAGGAGAGGAAAGGGAAAGGUUGAAGUGACAAUUGCUGGAGGAAGAAUUGUUUGGGAAAAUGAUGAACUGAAAGUUGUUCGUGGUUCUGGAAAGUAUGUAGAACUGCCACCAUUCAGUUAUCUGUAUGAUGGAAUUGACAAGGCAGAAGCUAAGUACCUAUCUUCCCUCCAAGCUCCAGUAAAGCGAUUUAAAUCCACAGCUUAAAUUGUAGUUGCUAUCACUGUUAAUAUCUUAUCUCUACCUAGAAGGAAAAUAAUGCACAACUCUCCAGUAUAUAGGGUUUUGAGUUUGUAUACAAAGAAAAAUAAAUGAGAUCAUGCUACUGUCAUCACCUCACUGUGUAAAAUAUAUGGGGAUCAUCUUUCUGUCAAUUAAUGGAACUCUAAUAUGACUUUUUUCUAAUUA
This is a messenger RNA of Corylus avellana, 1855 nucleotides long. It is a transcript of the gene PYD2, whose product is annotated as pyrimidine 2. Lineage: Eukaryota; Viridiplantae; Streptophyta; Magnoliopsida; Fagales; Betulaceae. Gene Ontology annotation, cellular component: cytosol; cytoplasm. Gene Ontology annotation, molecular function: dihydropyrimidinase activity. The record is from RefSeq and is a predicted model, not a curated record. Gene Ontology annotation, biological process: pyrimidine nucleobase catabolic process.